Messenger RNA from Aspergillus steynii IBT 23096, 801 nucleotides. Its product is annotated as MBL fold metallo-hydrolase. Bases 1 to 801 code for a protein of 266 amino acids. Lineage: Eukaryota; Fungi; Ascomycota; Eurotiomycetes; Eurotiales; Aspergillaceae. The transcript has a single exon. The record is from RefSeq and is a predicted model, not a curated record.
AUGGCCCCCUCUACCUUCAAAAGCUCCCUCACAAUGACCCACAUCGGCACCGCAACCGCCAUUCUAGACAUCGACGGGGUGAGAUUUCUCACCGAUCCUUUCUUCUCGCCAGCAGGCACAGAAUGGGACGUAGGAGUGGCCGUCCUCAAAAACACCGAAACCCCAGCCCUCGGACUCGAGAACCUGCCGCCCAUCGACGCGAUCCUCCUCAGCCACGAAGACCACCCCGAUAAUCUUGAUGAGCUCGGUCGUCGCCUUCUCGACGGACGCCACGUCCUGACUACCAUGGACGGAGCUAAGAAUCUCGCCCCUCGACCUGGUGUGCGGGGCCUCAAGCCGUGGGAAACUGUCCCCUUGGUCGCUGGGGGGAAGAAGUUUCAAGUCACGGGGAUCCCCUGUCAGCAUGUCCCUGGGAAUGAAUGCACGGGGUUUGUUCUCGAGAGUGAGAGUUUUGGAACACGGGAGGAUGGCCGCCCGAAUGUGAUUUAUUUCUCCGGGGAUACAGUUUACUUUGACGAGUUGGAUAGGAUUAAGGAGAGGUGGCAUGUUGUUGCGGCGGUUUUGAACUUUGGGAAUGCACAUGCGCCUCUUCCUGAGGGCCCGUUGCAGAUUACGAUGGAUGGAAAACAGGGAGCGCAUUUGUUCCGGCAGUUGGGGGCCGAUGUUCUGGUUCCGAUGCAUUUUGAGUCGUGGGGUCAUUUUACGCAGUUUGGGCAUGAAUUGAGAUCGGUUUUGGAUGGCGAAGGGGUCGGUGAUAAGGUGUGCUGGCUCACCCCGGGGGAGGCUAAGAUUGUUAUUUAG